Hylaeus anthracinus is the source of this 2665-nucleotide messenger RNA. RefSeq names its product dynein regulatory complex protein 11. The transcript is spliced from 10 exons. Gene Ontology annotation, molecular function: protein binding; ATP binding; ATP hydrolysis activity. The record is from RefSeq and is a predicted model, not a curated record. NCBI's taxonomy places the organism in Eukaryota, Metazoa, Arthropoda, Insecta, Hymenoptera, Colletidae. The coding region runs from base 155 to 2605 and encodes 816 amino acids.
UUACCGAGAGUAAUAAAGAACUCCGUGGUUGCUAGGAUAUUAACGAUUGUUACGAUUCUGAUAAUAAACAAAACCAAGUGCUUUUUCCUACUAUCGUUCAACAUAUUGUUGAGAAAGUACUUUAUUCAUAGAUCGAAAACAAAGUAUUUUCGUAAUGUCGAGUGCAACAUACGAUGAGCUUUGGAAAAACGCACAAACCAUUUUAGAGGAACUUGUUCAAACAGACACGAGUCUGCAAAACGCCAGGCCGCAAAAGGAUCGUAUACAGGCUCGUAAUAUAAUCUCAGAAUUAUACGUGAAGUAUAUCAUUGUCUCUAAUAAGUUAGAACUGUGUUACGACCAAGUAAUACAGCCGCAAAAGCGAGUAUUAUUAAGAAAAUUAUUAGAUUCAUGCGUUGGCAGAAUCUUGGAGUUGAAACACGAGUUGGUCGAGAUAGAUCUUUCGGAGUAUAGUUAUUUCGAUGAUAUUUUGAUAAAGUUAAAUAUCACUCCACAAGAAAUUGAGAUUCAACUACCGAGAUAUUUUAGACGCGAGCAUUCAAAAGAAAUUGAAGAAAGACGACAAUUUAUAGAAAAUAUUUUAAGAAAUACAGGGGUUUUAGACGAGGUGAUAUUAUCGAAAAGUAUCACCGAAUCUGAAGCGAUAAGGCUUAUACAGGCUCACGAGCGUGCAAGACAAGGUCGUCUAAGAUUUCAGUUUAUAAAAGAAAUUCGUAAAAUGAAAGAAAAAUCGGGAAUUAAAGUGGAGAUGGAGGUAAAAGAUAAAUCGACCGAAGGAGCAGCUGCAAUAAAAAUUCAAAAAAUUUGGAGAGGGUAUAGUACUAGACGAAAAAUACGAAAAAGACGCCUCGAUGAAAUGUUGUUGAUCGGUAUGCUUCAACCAAGUCAAGAAGUUACUGAAAAUGCUAGACAGGCUGAAAAAGUUCGACAAGAGAGAUACGAGAAACAAAUGAAAUACCAAGAACAAUACGAAACUAUGAUGAUUGAGACUAAGGAGAGAAUACGUAACGAAAAAAGUGCUAUAAUGGAGGAAAAUAUAAGAAGUGAAAUUCGAAAUUGGGUAAAAAAUUGUUUUCAAGAAACGGGAAAAAUUCCUGAUUUGCCAUCUGCUGAGAGUGGUGGAUCCAGGAUCAUAUUUAGUAGACAGGGUACCGAGAGUACCAUAAGCAAAUCUACAGCAGUAUCGUCAAAGGAGUCCAAGAAAUCGAAAAAAGCAAAAUCAAAGAAAAACAGUGAAACUGAGCAAUCAGAAGAAGAAGCAGAGCAAGGUUUUAAAUUAAUUUCAUCAAACUUUUUAUCAGAACUGAUACAUGCUAAUCAAAAGUACCAGGAAGUAUGGAAAAAUAAAGACGAAUCCAUGAAUGCUGAACAAUUACCAUACAUAAGUAUGAUAAAAAGUGAAAAAACUAAGGAAGUUGAACAUGAUGUAAGAAUUGCAGUAGACCAAGCACUCAGAGCCGAUAUAGAAGCCCUUCAAAGUGCAUUAGAUAGGGAUAGAGGGUUUAAAGGAAAACGUGCAAAAAAAACACAGAAACGAAUUCGUCGUAGUGGGAAAAAGAACAAGAAAAGGAAAGAUAAAGAUUUAACUCCUGAUAGAACAAUGGAAUCUUUAUUGGAAGAAUUAGUGACAGAAGGCAUUGUUAAACUUCAUAGAGAAAUUCCACUCCAUGACUUUAAAGGCGAAAAAUCUUUUGCUAAUUACAGUUUAAGAGAAAAGGGAAAAGAUCCUUUACCAGCACUUGGAGACAUAAGGCAAUUAAUAGCCGAAUAUUGUAUUCUCCCUUUGGGAAACAGUACUCUUAGAGAACUUACACCGCUAGUAAGAUCGGUAUUGAUAGCUGGACCACAUGGUAGUGGUAAAAAAAUGUUAGUAAAUGCAAUUUGUACAGAACUUGGUGCUACUUUAUUUGAUAUUACGCCUGCUAAUAUCGUUGGAAAAUAUCCUGGAAAGUCAGGGUUAAUCAUGCUUAUUCACUUAGUAUCAAAGAUGUCGCGUUUAUUGCAACCAUCAGUCAUAUUUAUGGAUUGUGCUGAAAAACCAUUUGUCAAGAAAGUUCCAAAAGCAGAUAAAACCGAUCCAAAACGUUUGAAGAAAGAUCUCCCUAAAUUAGUCAAGAAUAUAACAAAUGAAGACAGGGUGAUUCUUAUUGGAACUUCAAACUCUCCUUGGGAUGGAGAUCAAAAGCUUUUAUAUCAGACUUAUGAUAAGGUCAUAUACGUUCCCCGGCCAGAUUAUGGAACUAUGUCUAUUGUGUGGAAAGAUUUAUUAUAUAAAUAUUCUGGAAUUAGUAGACAAUUCGAUACAUCCGCUAUGGCUAAAAUUUGCGAUGGCUUUACUAUCGGAACUGUAUUGACAUCAAUUAAUGAGGUAAUGACCACAAAACGAAUGGUACAGUUAAGAACUCAUCCUUUAACACACGGUGAAUUAAUAAAUGCGCUGAGCACUAAAGACCCGGUUUAUCGCGAAGAAGAGGAUGCAUUUCUAACCUGGCUGGGAAAAACACCAAUACAUCGUAAAAAACAACGUAUGCUCGAACUGGAACGUCAGAAACAAGAGGAAGAAGAUGAAAAACAAAACAGAAAAAGCAAGAAGAAAUCUUCGUAAGGAAGUCACCUUGCACGAUUGAUCGAGCUAAUUGUAUAAUUUUUUUUAUUAUGCAUAAAU